Messenger RNA from Sinocyclocheilus grahami, 1072 nucleotides. Its product is annotated as transmembrane protein 178B-like. Lineage: Eukaryota; Metazoa; Chordata; Actinopteri; Cypriniformes; Cyprinidae. The transcript has 5 exons. The coding region runs from base 1 to 753 and encodes 250 amino acids. The record is from RefSeq and is a predicted model, not a curated record. Gene Ontology annotation, cellular component: membrane.
AUGUGUCUCUGCCCGCAGCAGCUCGGGGAGGAAGAGCGGAACCCGCUCCCCAAUACAGUCUACGUCCGAGCGAGCCUGGACCGAUGGGAAGACCGACUGCUGCUGCAAAGAAACCGGCGUCAGCUGUUCGCGAUGAGCGCGGCUGAUGAGUGCAGCAGACGCUACAAUUCAACCAACAUGGGGCUGUGGAGCAAAUGCUACAGGGUGGGAUUUGACCCAGACAUCGAAGAGCUCAUACAAAAAGGAACUGUCGAGCGUUGCUCCUUUAUAAAGUACUAUUAUUCCUCUGCAGUGACACGAAAGGAUCUUUCCUACAAUAUCACCAAGACUAUCCAGCAAGAUGAUUGGCAUGCCCUGCAUUUGCGUCGAAUGACAGCUGGCUUCAUGGGCAUGGCUCUAUCCAUCAUCCUAUUUGGCUGGACCAUUGGUGUUUUGGGCUGUUGCUGGGAGCAAGGCCUCAUGCAUUAUGUUGCCGGUCUGCUCUUCCUUAUGGGAGGUACCUUCUGCAUAAUCUCUCUUUGCACCUGUGUGGCUGGCAUCAACUUUGAACUGUCUCGCUACCCACGUUAUCUCUUCAGCCUCCCAGAUGAUAUAAGCCAUGGUUACGGCUGGUCCAUGUUCAGUGCCUGGGGAGGACUAGGACUGACCCUCAUAGCUGGGUUCUUCUGCACCCUGGCACCAUCGAUUCAGCCUCCCCCACAAUCCCGUACCUCCUGUCCUAAGACUCGCAUGGAGAACGGAACGGUGUGCUAAAGCUUCACAUGACACUUUGUACAUUGAUAUAAACUUGUUCAUAGAUUUCGUCAUGGGUAUUAAAAGCACGGAGGCUGUUGAAAGACAUUUUGUGCUGGAAGUUGACAAGCCAUGUCCGUCGAGACUCUCAAAUGAUGUGCAAAAAGAAGAAUCUGUUAUAAAAGCACAUUUGUACAGUUGUAUAAAAGCUUUCUUCCUGACAUGAGUUCAGCAUGUCCUUGGUGAAGCAGUUCUUGCUGUUUGUCUUUGUGUUCAGUAGACUGUGUUUGAAUUUCAAAACGAGUUUCCAAGACUAGGGAUGCACUGAUAUGAAAAUUUU